UAGAACGUCACUGGUUUUACAGUAUUCAAAAGCCAUCUUUGUUAGCUGCUGUAGCACAGCGAGAGUUGUUUUACUGUGUUCGAGGCGGCGUCAAACUAUCUAACAACAAGAUAUGUCAGCUCCAGCCCCCACACAAGGACCCUUCAGUGGGUCAGCCAAUGCAGAGACUGGGGGUCCCCCCCCACCCCCAAACACCACAAGCAACCGUCGGAUCCAGCAGUCCCAAGCCCAGGUGGACGAGGUGGUGGACGUGAUGAGAAUGAACAUGGAGAAGGUCAUGGAGAGAGACACAAAGCUGUCCGAGCUGGAUGACCGCGCUGAUGCUCUCCAAGCUGGGGCUUCGCAGUUCGAAACCAGUGCAGCCAAACUGAAGAGGAAGAACUGGUGGAAAAACUGUAAGAUGAUGAUCAUUCUUGGAGGGGUUUCUGCAAUCAUUCUAAUCAUCAUCAUCAUUUAUUUCUGCACCUAAAGAGGAGAGGGAGUGAUAAUGCAGAAGACCCCUGUUUUCCAAGGACCCUACCUUUGCUUGUCUGUCAUGUGACAAGUAGCACUCCGCCCUUCAGAAUCCUUACCUCCAUCCUGUUUGACAAGCAAAGAUAUUAUUGGCUACAAUGUUUUUCCGAAGGUGACAGAAAUACUGCUUUGUAACCGGAGUAGAUCCAUGUCCCGUAAUGUCAUUUUAACUUUUCUAUUCCUGAUGUGAGUGGUUGUUUUACAUGUAAGUUCACUGAAUGUCUGUUUUUUGGGGGGGGGGGGUUGUGUUGAUGGCACAUAUGGUUUUCGUGUUUACAAAGACAGAGCAUUUAAAUAUUAAGGGGAAUUUAAACCUGUGUUUCAUGCUAAUCAUAUAUAGGAUCUGCCUUAAAGCAUAUUGAAGUGCCAAUAGUUUAUUGAGAUUGGGCCAGUAAAAUCCAGUUAGUUGCAAAUGCAAACUACUAUAAGUUAACAGUAUAUUUACAAAAUACCACAUAUUGUAAAUUUGCUUGUUAUUUUUGCCAAACGCAGCGCCAGAAACAAAUGCCAAAUUGGAUCUUCAGUCGAGUUUAACAAACCAAGAUUUAAAUAGUCCCAUUAUGCAGAUUGCAAGUGCAUUAGCCAUUUUUAAUGGUGUAUUUUUUUUAAGAAGAAGAAGAACAGUAUGUGGUACAUAUUGGGAUUGAAAGUCAAUAAACACACAGCGCACAAAUUGUUCCUUACUGUAGAUUUCUGCCGCAAGCAACAUUCUGCAUUCUAUUCUCUUGCAACUGCGGCUCUGCCACACUCUAGCAGUGCCUUGUGUUAGUCUCACAACAACGCUUCACAGUGCAGCGACCUGUAACUUAAACUCCAAGUUCAUUCACUAGUGAUUCAUGUUUUUGUAAAUGUGGUGGUGUUGUGCCUUACACUUAUUAGAUUGUUUAAUAAUAAAAACAUGGCUGUCCAGUAUGAUGAGUACAGUCACAGGAACUGCAGUAUUAUUCUCUGGGACUACGGUAGCUUGCCUUUGUAAUCACCUGAGAUAUAUCUCUGACCCAAAGCACAAAUAUAUAAACAAUGAUUCAAAUCAUAGCGGUCCUUUACAAAAUGAACUGAGCAAUGCUGCACUGAAAGUGACAGCAGUUACACACAAAGUUCAACAGUAUAAGCGCAUAGAAAAUAUUAUAUCCGUGCAUGAUGCAAACCCUCUCAAGGUCAGAGCUGUCCAGUAAACCUAUUCAUGGGUCUAGCCUCUCCGGGGAUGAAUAUCCAUGUUUCAAACAGCACCCUGUAUGAUAUUCUACAUUUAUUUUAGGAAUCUCAAAGGGUUUGAACUAAACAACAAACAGCAGGAUUUUUAAUCUAGUUUACCAUUAAAAAUUUUAAAUUAAAAAGUGGCAUGUUUUUAAUUAUUUCCACAGUGUAGUUACCAUUGACUGUAUUUUCCUGUCAAAUUAGCCACCAAAUUAAUCUUUUAUUCCUUUAUUGCAACCUUUCUGCAUUACCAGAGUUAAUUGCCUACAUCUGUUAAACGCAAGUAGAAUAAUGACAAAAAAAAAUAUAGAAAAAAAAAGCAUUCCAAGUUUUUUUUCUACUGAAUAAAAAUGCCUUUGCCUAAUUUGUGUCUUAGUGGAGCUUCUUACUUGUGAAGACCAGUUAUUGUGUAAGUGCCCCUGCUGGAGGUCAGUUCAAGGUCAUUCCUGGUUCUGUAGUAUUAUGUUUGGGCAUUGCAUGGAAGUACUUUGUUUAUUUACUGGAGUUUUAAUUUUAUUUUUUAUGUUGCGAUGGUGAUCCUGUUUACAGAGUUAAUGUGCAUAUUAAUGUUCAAAUAAAAGUUUAGUUACAAAACAAAA
Molecule: messenger RNA, 2309 nt
Organism: Polyodon spathula (Mississippi paddlefish)
Lineage: Eukaryota; Metazoa; Chordata; Actinopteri; Acipenseriformes; Polyodontidae
Product: vesicle-associated membrane protein 2-like
Exons: 5
Coding region: 113-469 (118 amino acids)
Biological process (GO): vesicle-mediated transport; SNARE complex assembly; vesicle fusion
Cellular component (GO): plasma membrane; SNARE complex
Molecular function (GO): syntaxin-1 binding; SNAP receptor activity
Source: RefSeq, a predicted model, not a curated record